GGAAUAUUUUAAACUAAUUUGUUUGUUAACAGAAAAAAUACAUUCAAGCGUGUUGUUUGAUUUUUAGGUAUGUUUUGAAUGCAUAAAAUUAUUCUUAAAGUAUUUAUUCCAAGCAAUAACACUGUUUUGUACCUAAUUACGAUAUUAACCUUAAUAUCCGGCCCUUAAACGCCUGAUAAAUCCCUACUUCGUGCGUCAGUGUGUAAGGAACGUAACAUUGCUAUUUAAAACCACAAGGCGUUUACGUCAUUUGAGGAAAGUGACUAAAAUCUGUUGUGUGUGAACAGUGACAGCCCAUUUAUUUUAUUUACCGAAUAAGUCCAAUAAACCUGUUUUUUUCCGAAAUAAAGAGUUCUCAAAAUAUAUUUCUUGUAGGUACUAGCUGUUGACAGUUGUGUUUCGCCAAAAUACAGUUUCUUCCAAGAUUGAUUUCAAAGCUUCAUCCAUAUAUUAUCAAAUUAACGUAAGACUGACACAAGUAAUAAAGAAAAAAAAAUUAGAAAAUCUGUCAAACUACUUAAGUCAACGAAACAUCAAGGAAAACCUAUUAUCUAUGAUCAUUUGAUUCCAUAGUAAUUAUCAUUAUGACACCGGCGCAAUGACUAUGUGUUUAUAUCACAACUAACAACCGGAAAUAAAACGGUAAAAAGCCACAAGGUUACUCACGACCUGGCCAGUCUAAUCCAUGCUCACGCGCAACAAACUCGUGCAUUAUGGCAAAGUUUCUCAUCAUUUUUGCUGUAUUACAUUUGGGCAGAGGACAGUUAAUGGAUUUCUUGGAUCCCAUAGCAAAAGUUUCAAGGGAUAUAGCUGGUGGUAUCGCAAGAAAUCCAUUUUUGAGUGAAGCCACUCAUGUUUCUACAAAUGCUCUUGCCGCAGCAGUUACUUCCGUGUCCUGGUUGCCCUUUGCUGCAGCCAAUGCCUUUGGAGCUGCCACCAUACCUUCGUUAUCCAGCAUUACAAAUAACCCAGAUAUCGUUGACAGACUUGUGCUAGAUCUAAGUCAUUUAUCACAAAAUGAAGAUGCAAAAUUAAGUAUUGAUAUGAUACUCUCCAAAUAUGGGCUCCCAGUUGAAAUUCAUGAAGUGGAAACUGAGGAUGGGUUUAUUUUGACGCUAUACAGGAUACCGGGGAAUGGCACAGCUGUUUUUCUCAUGCAUGGACUAUUAGGCAGUGCAGAUGAUUUUGUGGUAGCAGGUCGAGACAGUGCCUUAGCCUAUCUUCUUGCCGAAGAAGGCUACGACGUAUGGCUUGGAAACGCUCGUGGCAGUAAACAUUCACGUCGACAUAUUAACUUAGAACCGUACCAAGCUGAGUUUUGGGAUUUCUCAUGGCAUGAAAUUGGAGUUUACGAUCUUCCGGCAAUGAUUGACUAUGUGUUAAAUGAAACUGGUUAUGAGGGUCUGAAGUACAUCGGCCAUUCACAAGGAACUACGUCUUUCUUCGUGAUGGCAUCCGAAAGACCAGAAUACAACGAGAAAAUCGGAUUAAUGGUUGCGUUAUCGCCUGUAGCUUUCAUGUCCAAUGCAAGAUCACCUAUUGUCCGUCUUAUAGCUCCGGGUACUUCUUUGAUUCAUGGGUUUGCUAAAAGUUUGGGAGUGUAUGAGUUUCUACCUGACAACAACAUGAUAAGGACUUUAAAACUAUUGAUUUGCGGUACAGGAGUCUUAGCUGAACUUCUUUGCAGCAACACUUUAUUCUUGACAGCGGGUUUUGAUUUACAACAGUUGAAUAUCACAAAUUUAUCGACGAUUUUCGGGCAUGUCCCAUCUGGAGCUUCGAUAAAGCAAAUAGCACACUACGGCCAGAGUUUUAUUUCUAACGAAUUUAGACAAUUUGAUUAUGGUAGAUCAGGGAAUUUGAAAAGAUACGGUCAAAUGGAACCUCCUAAAUAUGAGUUGAAGAGGAUUGUCGCUCCUGUGUCUUUAUUUUUCAGUGAAUCGGAUUGGCUGGCUCAUCCGGCGGAUGUGGAUAGACUUUCUAAGGCUUUAGGUAAUGUAGUAGAUAUUUACAAGGUGCCGUUUAAACAGUUUAAUCAUCUAGACUUCUUUUUAGCUAAAGAUGUGAAGGAAUUGGUUUAUAAUAGAUUGUUGAAGGUCUUAUCAUCAUUUUGAUAAUAAAUUUCAAAGAAUUGUUGAUUUUUAUUUGAUUAUUUUUUGGUUUCCUUUGCGUUCCAACCUCACUGCAUAUUUCAUUAUUUUCAAGCAAAUUUUCA
Molecule: messenger RNA, 2215 nt
Organism: Trichoplusia ni (cabbage looper)
Lineage: Eukaryota; Metazoa; Arthropoda; Insecta; Lepidoptera; Noctuidae
Product: lipase 3-like
Exons: 1
Coding region: 714-2114 (466 amino acids)
Source: RefSeq, a predicted model, not a curated record